CUCGUUGACGAUGGCGGCGCUUCUCCAUCUCAUCACUCUCUUCUCUCUCUCGGCCAUAAUCCUUUCAGUCGCUGAAAAUAUAAGCAUUGACUGUGGAUCAACGGGAUCGUACGUGGACUCCAACAAUGUAAGAUGGGUCGGAGAUACAGGAUUCGUCACCACCGGCGAGACCAUGAAGAUUCCGGACGUCGUUACAAAGCCGAUCAACACCCUCCGGUACUUCCCAACGGGCCAAACCAACUGCUACACCAACAUUCCGGUGAUAAAACACCGGAAAACCCAAGUGAGGACGAAGUUUUACUACGACGGGAAGUAUUCGCCGCCAUCUUUCGACGUGAUUUACGACAAUAAACACCGUGAUCUUGUUGAGAUCACUGAUUCAGUGGUCAAUGACGAGGAAAACUUCUAUUCUUCGGAGGUGAUAUUUGCUCCUGCGAAUGAGAAUAUCAGCGUCUAUCCGUCAGAUCCUUACGGUAGACUUUGGUCCCCGAUUGUUCCCGAAUUAAAGCUCGCACUAAUAACCUCAGCCCCGUCGGUGGACAUCACCGGGGCGUCGAACAAGCCGCCGGAGAGUGUUAUGUCAAAGGCAAUGUUAAACAUCUUAGUCCUCUACGACCUGGCUUUCCCCUUAACCGGUAUACCGGUAUACUUGGCUCUUUACUUCUCGGAGCCUCUGAGUCUACAUCGGACCCAGAAGCGGUCAUUCAACGUUUUCUUGGACGACAUGCAAGUGGGUUCAGAUCCAAUCGUACCGGUUUUUGGGAAAGCGACUCAAGUCGUCCUGAGAGAUGUAGGGGCAACGCCGGAGUCUAAUAUAGUCUUUCAGUCCACUGACGACUCGGAUUUACCGCCCAUCAUCAAUGGUUUGGAGAUAUAUUCGAUAAGUAACAGCCAGUUCGGUAUAGCUAAACCACGAGCAAACAAUGCAGUAAGAGAUGAGGCAAAAGCCACUGGAGGAAAGAAGAAGAAAAUCAAAUUACCACUCAUUCUUGGUGUUACGUUUGCCUCCGCGUUUGCAAUUCUCUCAUCAGCGUUUGGAGCCAUUUUCAUAAGAAAGUCUGGAAACGCUAAGCCACGGUCCAACACAGCACCAACUACGUCCACAGGGCAUGAAACAGGCACCGGGAUGUCGCCUCUGGUUGGACAACAAUCUGCUAGUGACACAAAUGUGGAGAAUGUUUAGCGAUUGAAUUUCAGAGAGAGGAUCUCACGAUUUACUCUGAUGCAACUUAAGAACUUUAUUCAUCUUGUUCUUGAAAACCCA
Messenger RNA from Thlaspi arvense, 1264 nucleotides. The record is from the annotation of a GenBank genome assembly. NCBI's taxonomy places the organism in Eukaryota, Viridiplantae, Streptophyta, Magnoliopsida, Brassicales, Brassicaceae.